Brenthis ino (lesser marbled fritillary) is the source of this 1761-nucleotide messenger RNA. The record is from the annotation of a GenBank genome assembly. NCBI's taxonomy places the organism in Eukaryota, Metazoa, Arthropoda, Insecta, Lepidoptera, Nymphalidae.
AUGGCUUUGGUACGUCGGCUAGCUUUGAACGCGCCCAGGGGGGUCCGUGUGCUCUCCACGCCGCCGCCCUCUCGGGACGAACUCGACCUAUCCUUUAACAGCCCCAAGGAUGCCUUCAAAUCUAAGAAAACCAGCGAGUUGGUCCGGGCGUACCUCGUCUACCAAAUAUGCUCGAUCAAUUGGAUCGUCGAGAACAACGACAUGCUCAUGAAGAGGCUGCGCCAAGUGGUGGGCAACCGUCUCUUCGAGGUGAUUAUGAAAGCCACCUUCUAUGGGCAGUUCGUCGCCGGCGAAGACCAAAACAAAAUCAAGCCAACUCUUGAGAGAUUACGCUCUUUUGGAGUUAAAUCAAUCCUCGAUUAUUCCGUUGAGGAAGAUCUUUCUCAAGAGGAGGCAGAAAAACGUGAAGUUAGCGCGUCCAUCUCAGCCUGCGGAGACCAGCAGGAGGAGGGUCAACUCAAACAAUACCAUGUGGAGCAACGCUUCGCAGACCGACGAUACAAAGUGACCAGUGCGAGAACCUAUUUCUAUCUGAAUGAAGCGGCCUGUGAGAAGAAUAUGGAAGCGUUCUUAAAUAGCAUUGACGCUGUGGCUGGAAUUACUAAGAGUACGGGUUUGAUGGCUGUUAAACUGACAGCGCUCGGAAGGCCUCAGUUACUUCUGCAACUGUCGGAAGUGAUAAUGCGCGCGCGCAGCUACAUGCAGCAGAUCGCGGGCGGCACUGGCAACGUGCUCACACACCACAAGACUAUCGAGGACUUGCAGCGCUACCUUGGCGACCUCAGCUCCAAGCCUGAAGUCCAGGAGUUCAUGAAGAAGAUCACCUCGGAUAAGGAAGGUGUGCUGCAUUUAUUCCCCUGGGACCGUAUCGUCCAUUUAUUCCCAUGGUCGAACAUUCUGGAUAAGGAUAUGGGUCUGUCAGACUCCUUCCGAGUUCCAGAUCCUAAAACCGGUCAGAUGAGGCGUCUCAUAUCCCAAAUAUCCCCAAAGGAAGAGGAAAUGUUCAGAAACAUGCUUCGAAGGUUAAACAGCAUUAUCAAAGUAGCCAAUGAACGUGACGUCAGGAUCAUGAUAGAUGCUGAACAAACGUACUUCCAGCCAGCUAUUUCUAGAAUCUGUUUGGAAAUGAUGAGGAGAUACAAUAAGAACAAGUUCCUAGUAUUCAAUACGUACCAGACGUACCUGAAGAGCACCUACAACGAGAUCGUGACCGACCUCGAGCAAGCGCAGCGUCAGAACUUCUACUGGGGCGCCAAGCUCGUGCGCGGGGCAUACAUCGAACAGGAGCGCGCUCGCGCCGCCGCCAUGGGCUACGAGGACCCCACGUGCGAGAGCGUGGAUGCCACCACCGCCUCCUUCCAUCGCUGCCUCAAGGAGAUACUUGGCAGGGUUAAGAAUGAACAAAAAGACCGUCUGGGCAUCAUGGUGGCGUCGCACAACGAGGACACGGUGCGCUACGCCAUCCAGCUGAUGAAGGAGCACGGCAUCGGGCCCGGCGACAAGGUGGUCUGCUUCGGCCAGCUGCUGGGCAUGUGCGACCAUAUCACCUUCCCGUUAGGUCAAGCCGGCUAUUCUGCAUACAAAUACGUGCCCUACGGCCCUGUAGUAGAGGUCCUGCCGUACUUAUCGCGUCGUGCCAAUGAAAACCGCGGCUUCCUCGCUAAAAUCAAAAAGGAAAAGGGCCUCUUAUUAAAGGAGAUAUUCCGUCGAAUCUUCACCGGACAAAUGUUCUACAAGCCCGUUGGAAACUACACACCAGUC